This is a messenger RNA of Poeciliopsis prolifica (blackstripe livebearer), 2189 nucleotides long. Its product is annotated as retinitis pigmentosa 1-like 1 protein. The record is from RefSeq and is a predicted model, not a curated record. The coding region runs from base 98 to 1609 and encodes 503 amino acids. NCBI's taxonomy places the organism in Eukaryota, Metazoa, Chordata, Actinopteri, Cyprinodontiformes, Poeciliidae. Gene Ontology annotation, molecular function: signaling receptor activity. The transcript has 6 exons.
AAGAACGAAAUAAAGCUAUUGUUCAAGUCAGAGAGCAGAGAGACAACAUUUGAAACGGUCUCAAUCGGGAAUACUGAAGCAAAUUUUAGAAAUCAAGAUGAAGACGCUGGUGCUGCUCUUCGUGAGCGUUACAGUGGCUAUGGGAAUGCCCACAGUCCCAAAAGAUCCAGUUGCAGAAGACAAAAACCAGCCGCCAGUGGCCGGGGACUGGGUACCCGCCCUGGGGCAUGUGGUGGUGGAGCAUCCUGCACCGCGGGUUGAACCUGAUCCCAAAGAACAGCAGGAGAAAACGGCUCCAGCAGAACAGAAAGAGAAAGAGGAUCAACCUGAGACCAAACCAGAUGAAGUCCCGGUGGAGGAAGAGUUGGAACCAGAACAAGAACCAGCACCAGAAUCAUCUGGUUUGGUCUCUCAACCUGAGACCAAACCAGAUGAGGUCCCGGUGGAGGAAGAGUUGGAACCAGAACAAGAACCAGCACCAGAGGGAGAGGCAGAGCCUGUAGAGGGUCCUGACUUUCAGGUGGAGUCUGACGUUAAUGUUGAAGUCGAAGGACAACCUCAAUAUGAACUGGAGGAAGAAGAAGAAGAAAUAGACCCUGGUGUUCAGGUGCAAUCAGCUCCUAGGGUAGAUGUUGGAGCUCACAUGAAGCUGGAACCAGAAGAGACACCUGAGUCAAAAGAAUCUCCAGAGACAUUUCAGGCACAAGCGGAGCUCGAUGGAGGAAUAAGUGCAGAGAUGGAAGAUGAAGAGAGGCAACCCCUCGCUGUGAUGGAGUUAGAGCCGCUGGACGAUGCCGACAUGCCUGCAGAGGAAGUGAGCGAGAUGUCAGAAGAAGAAAUGGCUUACAGAGAGGCUUUUCAGGAACAGGAUUCUCCAGAGGAGGAGGUAGAAGAGGAGGAGGACAAGGUAGACAGAGAGGAAGAUUUGAUGCAGAAACAUGAAAAUAAUGUUCCAGAUGAGCAAGAAAUCUUGGAGCUGGAACCAGAGUUAACAGGAGAGCAAAAUCCAGAAGACACACCAGAUGCUGCGGUUCUGGUUGAGGAACCGCUGGAUCCAGCGGCGCAGCAGACGAUGCCUCUGUCAGAAAACUAUUUCCCAGAGGAAGAGGCAGGAAUGGAGAUGUAUGCAAGGGAUGGAGCACCAGAGCAAUUCCCAGAGGGGCAAGGAAUGGAAGAUGAAGGUCUUCCAAUGAUGAUGGAAGAUGAUAUACAAAUGCAAGGGGAGCGCUAUUGUCCCGGUAUGAUUGUUGAUGGGAAGUGUUACCAGUUCUUCAAAGGGCCUCUCAAUUACGAAGAUGCCGAGCUCUUUUGCCAAGAACAAUUUCCAGGAGGUCACUUGGGCUCCAUCACAACCCAACUCGUCCACCAAGAGCUGAUGAGUCUUAUGCGGCAGAGCGGAGGAUACACACGGACCUGGGUUGGAGGACGACGACUAGAUAGACGCUUCGUCUGGUUGGACGGAUCCCGCUGGAGCUAUGAAGACUGGCUCCCCGGCGAACCGAAUCACACAGCCGGGGUGGAGAACUGCGUGGAAAUUCUCGGAAAUGGAAAGUUUAAUGACUUCACAUGUUGGGAACCUCAGGCUUUCGUCUGCUCCUACCCUGCUUAGUCAAUUCAGAGGAAGAACAACAAGCUACUCUUUUUUUUUUUACCUGAAUGUUUGCUUAAUUCAGAGUUGUAUCCAUUGCUUUGUGUCUGUAUUAGGAACAAACUUUUUAGACUAAAUAAUUAGUCCACAAAGAAAAAUAGAUAAGUCAAUAUUUCAGUCAAAACCAUGUGGUUUUUGGUUGUCAACCAGGAUUAGUUUUGUAAAUUGGCAAACGAUGUUGUUUUUAGAAAAUGGGUGAAGUUCACUUGUAACAUUUUCAUGUCAGAUGCUCCAAUCAUAUUACAGCAACGUUUGAUUUUAUGGCAUCAGCUGGUUGGGGUAAAAUUCAAACCUCAUACUUGAGUUAUUUCUCAAUGUAUUUGAUUUUUAAAAAAACAUAAACUUUUUGAUAAAGAAAAACUUUUUAGCAGUGAUUAUAUUGUUGUGAAUACCAGCAUGAGGUAGCAUGUAAUUACACUGUUACUGCAUGUUUAUAAGUACACGUCUAGACCACUGUAUGUUCAAGGUUUAAAUACGCUUAAAAAAAUCUAAUAUUUGCUGUCAGAAUAACAUAAGAUUCAAGAAUAAACUAUUAACAAGG